Astyanax mexicanus (Mexican tetra) is the source of this 2934-nucleotide messenger RNA. RefSeq names its product piggyBac transposable element-derived protein 4-like. The transcript has 2 exons. Bases 904 to 2934 code for a protein of 676 amino acids. NCBI's taxonomy places the organism in Eukaryota, Metazoa, Chordata, Actinopteri, Characiformes, Acestrorhamphidae. The record is from RefSeq and is a predicted model, not a curated record.
GCGGGCCCGCCGGCGGGCCCGGUCUGACUAUGUAAAUUAGAAUGCUUAAAAGCGUCAAAUAUUCUAAACACACCGACCAAAUAACCGACUCAUAUUCUUUAGUACUACUUUAACUACGUGCAUGCAAAUUUACAGCCAUCUACAUGAAACCAGUCGCCAGAAAUCUCCAACUGAAAACAGCCUGUUUUUUCCCAUUGUUUACAUGAGGAACACGCCUCCCCAACAAAAUAGCCUUAUAAAAUAAUAUUAGUGUAUAAAAUAACAUCAGAUUAUAUUAUAGAAAAUUCACUUACUAUCACAGCUUCCACAAUACAGCACUGAUCCGCAGAUAAAAUAUCCAUAAAGUCCUUUAUUCGCCUGCUCACUCCUCCUCAAAAACAUGCGUUUUUUUUCAGCGCAGUCGGAACGUAAUAUUCUCAGGCUUCUAGCGAUCACUCAGUGUAAUGUUUUCACGUAAAUUUGUACGUGAAUACAAAGCUAAGGAUGUCCUCUUCUAGAUUCCGUGGUUUUUACUGGUCCAAAAACAACUGUUUUCCUUGAGUGGCAGUCUUUUUACCAAUGGCGUGAGCGCUGGAUCAAGUUGUUGUUCAGGGGUGUCCAAUCAAAUCAAGUCAUAGCUUUACUCCAGAAUCAAACAAGUGAUUGACACCUAUUUCAUCCAAUAGUCCACCCUCAGACGAAAACAUUGAUACGUAAUUUGCCCUGAUUGGUCUCUUAUGGCUGGGGGUGGGGAAUGCGCAACCGUGACCAAGCUGCGAGCUGUCCCAAAAAAAAAAAAACACAUCACAACGCUGAGUUCCAGGGCGCACUCAGAGCGCACACGUGUGAGUUUGUUUCGAGCGAUUUUUUCUACUUUUAACUGUUUUCGCCAGUAAGUGUAGAUCUCCAACAUUUUUGGACACCAUGGCUAGGAGGACGUUCACUCUGGCUGAAGUUCAUGACCAGUUGUUUAGGUCUGAUGAGCUGGAAGACGAGAGUGAUGACGGUUCAAUGGCAGCUAGCAUGGACUCGGAGGACGAGGACGCAUUCCUGCGUGGAAUUGAUGCUGUGCUCGACAUUGAAGUGGAUUCAUCCAGCACUGUUCCACCUUGCGUCCCUCCUUUGGAACCACUCCCAGGACCUUCAUCAUCUGUGGACGUCCCUCGCACCUCCGCUGGAGGACAGGCUAAUGGCAGUGGCACCAGGAGAACAGGCCCACCUCCAGCAAAAAGAAGAGUGCUCAUACCAUCACCUCCACCACCUGAAAUCUCUUCGCACACCUCAGCUGUGCAACAAUCAUAUUCAGAUGCCAGAUCCAGCAGGCAGAGAGCAAGUGCAGCGGAGAAGUGCCCAGCCCCAUCACCACCUGCAGCACUGGAGAGAUGGUUUGACAAGUCCGAGGAAGACGAGCAGCCUCGUCCACUGCAGUUUCGCCCCAGGAGGACCCCAGGAGUUCAGCUGGAUUUUCAGACAGACUACAGUGCCUCUGAUAUUUUCCAGCUGUUCUUCAGUAAAGAGGUGAUCCGUACCCUGUGCAGCAACACCAACAAAUAUGCGGCACGGAGAAGCGUGCAGGGCAUCAAGAGGCAGUGGACAGAUGUAAAUGCUGAUGAAAUGCUUAAAUUUCUCAGCAUAACCAUCUAUAUGGGACUGAUGAAGCCUUCCGCUACUCGGGACCUGUGGAGGAAGGACCGCUUGCACAGCCAUCCAUUUCCUGCUUCUGUGAUGGCUGGGUACCGGUAUGAGGCUAUCUCUGCAUACCUGCACAUGAGUGACCCAGAUGCAGAUGUCAAAAAUGAUCAGCUCAGAGGUCAGCCUGAGUACGAUGGUCUCUUCCGGCUGAAGCCACUUCAGGAACAGAUCUUGGCUGCCUGCAGGGCCUACUACCAGCCACACCAGAACCUCUCUAUUGAUGAGCGCAUGGUGGCCACCAAGGCAAGAAUCAGGAUGAAGCAGUACAUGAAGGACAAGCCCACCAAGUGGGGGUACAAGCUCUUCAUCCUGGCUGACAGCUGCAGUGGCUACACAUGUGACUUCAGUGUGUACGAGGGGAAGGCAAGGAAACCAACAGGAAAUGGCCUGAGCUUCGACGCUGUUGUCAGUCUGCUCCAUGUGCCCUCUCUGGGCACAGGGUACACGGUGUAUGUUGACAACUUUUACACCAGCUCAAUGCUCUUCCGUCACCUGCACAGAAUUGGUUUUGGGGCCUGUGGAACCAUCCGUGAGACCAGGAUAGGCUUCCCCAAAACAACAGCCAAUGCCCUGCCAAAAAAAGCAGACCGUGGUGAGAUGCGAUGGAUCAGGGAUGGCCCACUGCUGUUUGUAAAGUGGAGGGACACACGCGAUGUCACAAUGUGCUCCACUCUCCACAAAGCUUACAGCGGGCAGUCUGUGCAGCGUCGUGUCAGAAGCAAAAAUGGAACCUGGUCCACCCAACAGAUCUCUGUGCCGGAACCUGUGAAAGCAUACAACAAGUUCAUGGGGGGAGUUGACUUGUCUGAUGCUCUCAUAAAGUACUACUCUGUGACACAGAAGACCAGGCGUUGGUAUGUGAAGCUGUUUCUUCAUUUUGUUGACAUUGCCGUGGUGAACAGCUUCAUCAUCCAAAAGGAGAUGGCCCUGGCAAGGCAGCAGAAGUCUCUCAGCCAGAAGAGCUUCAGGGAGGUGUUGUGUAUGGAACUGGCUGAUGUUGGGCAGCCACAGGUAUCCAUACCUGCAGAAGUCCCCAGUGAGCCAUCGAUGCCUCCAAGUCCAGAGUGUGGACCACAGGGGUGCUUCCCUGUUCCAGUGCCUGACAUGUCCACUGAGAAUCGGCUGAAAGCCACACAAGGCAGAAGGAAAUGUGUGCACUGCAAGAUGAAAACAAUGUUCAUGUGUAGAUCGUGCAGUGUUCCACUCUGCAUAAUUGUGGACCGAAUGUGCUUUACAGAGUGGCACGACCAGAAGAGCUCUUAG